AAAAACCACACCGGAAUUAACCAGGAUCGGAGGAGGCAUUGAUCGAGCGGGAGGCGUCGAUUAGGAAGCAGCAGCUAGCUAGCAAUCAAUUUGGCUGGCCGAUAAAUAAUUGAUUCGAUCGAUGUCUGCCAAGAAAAUAGUGCUGAAGGUGAGCAUCAUGUGCAAGAAGUGCAAGGUGUGCGUGAUGAGCAUCAUCGCCAAGUUCGACGGCAUCACGUCGAUGACGUUGGACCUGGAGAAGAGCACGGUCACCAUCGUCGGCGCCGUCGACGCCGUGCUCAUCGUGAAGGCCCUCCGCAAGGCCAAGAAGCCCGCGGAGAUCGUGACGGUGGGGGAGCCCGACAAGCCGCCAGAGAAGAAGCCGGAAGAAAAGAAGCCGGACGACAAGGAUCCAUGCAAAAAUCUGCCGCCGUGCUGCAAGGCCUGCACUUAUUACGUGGUGUAUGAUGAUUAUCAGCCUCUGUGCAUCAUUUUAUAAUUGAUUGCUGAGAUCGAUCGAUCUAGCGGCAUAUGUGCACCUAUUACUUUCAAUUGUGGUGUGAAUAUUUGCGAUCUAUUUAUGUAUUUAAAUAACCGGCCAACGUUGAUACAGGUUUA
Molecule: messenger RNA, 597 nt
Organism: Zingiber officinale
Lineage: Eukaryota; Viridiplantae; Streptophyta; Magnoliopsida; Zingiberales; Zingiberaceae
Product: heavy metal-associated isoprenylated plant protein 2-like
Exons: 2
Coding region: 122-478 (118 amino acids)
Molecular function (GO): metal ion binding
Source: RefSeq, a predicted model, not a curated record